Molecule: messenger RNA, 327 nt
Organism: Orycteropus afer afer
Lineage: Eukaryota; Metazoa; Chordata; Mammalia; Tubulidentata; Orycteropodidae
Source: RefSeq, a predicted model, not a curated record
AUGGAUUCCAGGCGGGCAGCCGUGCUGCUGGUGUUUCUGCUGCUAGUAAGUGACUGGGGCCAUGCUGAAGGACCAGGCAGCCAGGAUAAAGGAGACCGGACCUUAGAGGAAGACAACAGACACCACACCCCUAGGUCACUCUUGCGCUCCCUGCUCCAGGCCAUAGAGACACCUGGCCGGAGCCCAGGCUUCCUAUUUCAGCCCCAAAGGUUUGGCAGAAAUACCCGGGGAUCCUGGAGCAAUGAACGGCUGAGUCCCCGGGCUGGGGAGGGGCUCAGCUCCCAGUUCUGGAGCCUUGCUGCCCCCCAACGCUUUGGGAAGAAGUGA